AUGCUCCCUCCAGCAAGGGACACCAAGGACAAGCGACAAGCAGGUGGAGAUGGAGACGGGAGCCAGGCAGCAGCUCCAGAGCCUGAGCAGGAGUGCCAAGAGCACCAGGAGGCACUUGAUCUCUUCUGCCUGGAGGACCAAACCCCCAUUUGUGCCCUCUGCACCGAGUCUCAGGCUCACCGCACCCACACCCCAGUGCCGGUAGAGGAGGCCGCCGAGGAGUACAAGAGGAAGCUGGAGGCAACUGUAGAACUCCUGCAGCAGCAGAAGGUGGAAACACAGAGCCUGAAGUCCCAGGAGGAGGAGAAACUGGCUGAGUGGAAGAAUACAACUUCCAGAGAGAGAGAGAAGAUCGAGAAGGAGUUUGAAAAGCUGCACGACUUCUUGGACGAAGAGGAAGAGCAGCUCCAGAGGAAGCUGAAGCGAGAGGAGAAGAGAACAGCCACCAAGCUCCGCAACAACAUCACCCAGCUGGCCAAGCAGAGCCAAGCUCUGGGCAAGCUCAUAACCGAGAUCAAGGAGAGGUGCCAGCAGGCACCUUUGUGGCUGCUGAAGGACACAGAAAGCUUGCUGAGCAGGAGUGAAAACAUCAAGGCACAGAAGCAGGCAGUUGUCUCAGCUGAGCUGCAGGACAUGUACAACAUCCCCACCGUCAGAAUUUUUGAUUUUCUAAACCAAUUUAAAGUGCAAAUGACGUUGGACCCGAAAUCUGCUCACCCCAGCCUCCUCCUGUCUGAGGAUGGCCAGAGUGUGAGCCAUGGGGAAGCACGGCAGGAGCUGCCGGACUACCCGGAGAGAUUUGACCCUUAUGUCUUUGUGCUGGGAUCACUGAGAAUUACAGCAGGGAGGUGCUACUGGGAGGUGGAGGUGGGAGACAAGGCCGAGUGGGACAUUGGGGUGUGCAGGGAGGCUGUGAAGAGGAAGGGGAAAGGUCCCCUGUCCCCACAGGCUGGCUUCUGGAGGAUGUGGCUGAGGAAUGGUGACCAGUACAAGGUCCUCCUUUCUCAUCCUAUCACCCUUUCUGUCAAACAAAAGCCAAAGAGAGUGGGGAUCUACCUGGAUUACAAAGAUGGGGAAGUGUCCUUUUAUGACGUGACCCACCAGACCCACCUGUAUACUUACAGUGGGGCUUUCAGAGAUGCACUGCGACCCUUCUUCAGCCCUGGCUUGUCCCAGGGAGGGAGAAACGCAUCUCCCCUUCUGGUCUGCCCAUCCCCAGAUCAGAAUAAGGGAUAA
Oxyura jamaicensis (ruddy duck) is the source of this 1236-nucleotide messenger RNA. RefSeq names its product E3 ubiquitin-protein ligase TRIM39-like. Bases 1 to 1236 code for a protein of 411 amino acids. The transcript is spliced from 6 exons. Gene Ontology annotation, molecular function: zinc ion binding; protein binding. The record is from RefSeq and is a predicted model, not a curated record. NCBI's taxonomy places the organism in Eukaryota, Metazoa, Chordata, Aves, Anseriformes, Anatidae.